AUGUUGCACUCAGAUCCGUUAUCAGGCGACGCCGAGGAGAUGUACUCGAUAGAUGAGACGGCCUCGACCGUGUCCGCAGACCCUGAUGAUCCGGCAGAAAUGUGCAGAACCGCCGAUUAUUUCUUGACAGGUGAUCCGAAUGAACCAGAUCGUCUCGACGAUAUGUGGGAGAGGGAAAGAGUGUUACUAGGACCACUUCAUCGGUCCAAGCUUAACAAAUUCCGCCAAAUUUUAGAUAUAGGCACCGGGACUGGAGGAUGGGCUAUAGAAAUUGCAUAUGCUCAUCCCUCAGCAUCCGUCAUUGGAUUUGAUAUCUCUAACAUUCAACCGGAAUGGGGUCCAUCGAACCUCGCCUGGCAGUUAGGUGAUCUUCAUGAUGGUUUGAACUACGAUAACCACCAAUUUGAUUUGGUUCAUAUCAGUCACAUGGAUGGAUGUAUUCGAAGGUGGGACGAGUUGUUGGGGAACGUAUACCGCAUGCUCAAACGGGGAGGUUAUGUCGAAUUGCUGGAUUACGGUUUCACGAUAGAAUACGGAGAAGAGCGGGAGACCACAUACCUGUCCUCCCUGAUGACUGAUCUUCAACGCGCGGCUGAAGAUCGAGGUACACCACUGAACAUGGCACCACUCUAUUCGAGACAGUUGCAGAGUGUAGGGUUCCGAGAUAUCAUUCAGGAGAAGAUAUCUGUUGACGUCUUCCAGAACAUGGAUCUCGUUCGGCGUAGUCUCAACGCCUAUGCAAAGGGACUCUUAGUAGCUCCAGAUGCUACCCAGUCACUGAAGAAUGAGGCGAGCUUGAAAGCUUGUCUUGCGGCAGGKCAGCUUAAAGAGGGCGACCGUCUGAUACUAGUUUGCGCACAAAAGCCUCUUCAAGAAGAUCACGGUCUAAAGAUUCUAUUUUAUGUGUGGUUGAAUGCUUGGACAUGGCUGGUUUCUUACUCCCUACCUGACAUGGUCUAG
This is a messenger RNA of Talaromyces amestolkiae, 960 nucleotides long. RefSeq lists its product as uncharacterized. NCBI's taxonomy places the organism in Eukaryota, Fungi, Ascomycota, Eurotiomycetes, Eurotiales, Trichocomaceae. The transcript has 8 exons. Gene Ontology annotation, molecular function: methyltransferase activity. The coding region runs from base 1 to 960 and encodes 319 amino acids. The record is from RefSeq and is a predicted model, not a curated record.